AUGACUACUCCAAAGCUUUUUCUCUUCCUCUUCCUCUUCACGUCAACGGUCAUCAUUCUCUCACGUGCCGACCUCCCCGGCACGUGGAAGCUUCUGGUGGCCGACGCUGGAAUCGCCUCAAUGCACACAGCCGUCACCCACUUCAACACAGUCGUUCUCCUCGACAGAACCAACAUCGGUCCAUCACGCAAACUACUUCCUCACCGCCGGUGCCGCCACAAUCCCAGCGACUGCUACGCCCACUCAGUCCUCUUCGACCCAGAAACUAAUUCAAUUCGACCACUCAUGAUCCUCACUGAUACAUGGUGUUCCUCUGGCCAGUUCCUGCCCGACGGCACUCUCCUCCAAACCGGCGGUGACCUCGAUGGGUUCAAAAAAAUCAGAAAAUUCACUCCCUGUGAACCCAAUUCUCUGUGUGACUGGCAAGAGCUUGGGGACGUUGAGCUUGUUGAUGGUAGAUGGUACGCGACUAACCAAAUAUUACCAGACGGUUCAAUUAUCGUCGUCGGCGGCCGAGCAGCUAAUAGCGUAGAGUUUUAUCCACCGAGAAAAGGUGGCGCCGUACAAUUUCCGUUUCUCGCUGAAAUGGGGGACAAUCAAAUGGACAAUCUUUACCCAUACGUUCACUUACUUCCAAAUGGUUACUUGUUCAUCUUCGCAAACAGCAAAGCUGUUUUGUAUGAUUACAAUGAAAACAUCGUCGUUAAAGAAUACCCACCGUUAGACGGUGGCCCACGGAACUACCCGUCGGCAGGAUCGUCUGCGAUGCUGGCUUUAACAGGGGAUUACUCAGUAGCCACCAUUGUUGUCUGUGGUGGAGCACCGUAUGGCGCUUAUCUUGAGCGGAAUACUGAUUCCCCGGCACAUGGUAGCUGUGGACGGAUCGUUGCGACCCAAUCCGACCCGGUAUGGGAAAUGGAGGACAUGCCAUUCGGGCGGAUCAUGGGUGAUAUGGUGAUGUUACCAACUGGUGAGGUUUUGAUCAUCAAUGGCGCACAAGCAGGUACUCAAGGGUUUGAAAUGGCUUCCAACCCGUGUCUCUACCCGCUUCUCUACAGACCAGAUCAACCACUUGGACUCCGGUUCAUGACUUUAAACCCAGGGUCGGUGCCAAGAAUGUACCACUCCACCGCCAAUUUAUUGCCGGACGGUAGGGUUUUGAUCGCCGGUAGCAAUCCCCAUUACUUUUACAAGUUCACCGCCGAAUUUCCGACUGAAUUAAGAAUUGAAGCGUUUUCGCCGGAGUAUUUAUCCGCCGAUAAGGCCAAUCUAAGGCCAAUUAUAGUGGAAACGCCGGAGGUGUUAAGGUAUGGAGAGGUGUUUCAUGUGUUCGUAACAGUGACUUUGCCGGUGGUGGGGCUGGUGGAGGUGAACUUUGCGAGUGCGCCUUUUGCGACCCACUCGUUCUCUCAGGGGCAAAGGUUGGUGAAGCUGCCGGUGACGAGUGCUGUGCCGACCGGCUAUGGAAGGUAUAGGAUUGGUUGUACGGCUCCUCCGGAUGGAAAGGUGGCGCCGCCUGGGUAUUAUAUGGUGUUUGCUGUUAACCAGGGUGUGCCCAGUGUCGCAAGGUGGAUCCAAGUAGUUUCCUGAUUUUUUCU
Molecule: messenger RNA, 1598 nt
Organism: Ilex paraguariensis (yerba mate)
Lineage: Eukaryota; Viridiplantae; Streptophyta; Magnoliopsida; Aquifoliales; Aquifoliaceae
Source: the annotation of a GenBank genome assembly